AUGUGUGAAGAAGGGUGGAGGACGCGUGUUUGGGUUUAUUUUCAUGGUCGUGAAGACGGCGUUGGGUUCCGUUGUACGAGGUGCAAGGACAAGCAAGGAAAUCAAACUAAACUGAGGGUGCAACCAGCCCGGAGCGGGGCGGCGGCGGCGGCGGCACCAGGGCGGCCUCCGGCGGGUGACCGGCACCCCGCGCAAACCGGGCCGCUCAGCACGCGCAGCGUCGGGCGUCGGCCGGGAGGGCUCGGCGGCCGGGCGGGCCGAGCGCUGCUUUCCCGGCAGGCGGCGGCGGCGGCGGCGGCCCUCACGCAGGGCCUGGAGCGCAUCCCGGAGCAGACGGGCUACCUGGUCAUCUGCGACGGCGCCGUCCUGGCGUCGGCCGGCGACCUGGAGAACGACGAGCGCACGGCGGGCGCGAUGGCGGAGCUGGUGAGCACGGCCUGCGCCUUCCGGCUCCCGCGCGGCCCGGAGCUGCCCUUCCGCCGCCUCUCCGUGGUUUUCGGGGAACAUUCCCUGCUGGCGACCGUCUCCGGCCAGAAGCUCUUCGUGGUGAAGCGGCUCAACAGCGUCCCGGAGCCCGUGGUCGUCUGAGCGGCGGUGCCGGAUCCCUCCGCUGCUCCGGCCCCCCCCUCCCCCCGUCCCAUCCCCUCCCCCCACCCCGUCACGUGGAAGCAGGCUUGCUCUGCGGUCCCCCCUCCCCUCCCCCAACGGCAGGGAGGGGGGAGAGGGGGGGGCAGUCCCCAGGGGAGGGGAGGGGGACCUUCCCUGCCUUCUUUCCUUCCUGGAAGCCGCGUUGGUGCCUCCCAUUCCCCCCUUCCGCUUCUGGUCCCUAUUGGGGGGGGCGUUUCCCACCCCCCACAAACGCCCCUUAGGGUGUCGAAAGGGGCAGCGCCUUUCCCUGCCUGGCGCUCCGGCCAAGGGGCUGCUUUGGCAGGCAUCGCCCUGAGGAGAAGCGCCUGCCCAGCCUCUUCCGUGCCGUCUGCGGUCUCCACCUUGGAUGCUUUGGGCUGCCUGAAACCAGGGGAAGAUCUAGGCCAGCAGUGCAGACCGAGAGCGGAGGCUGCCUGGAGACCAGGUGAACCCACCGGCGGGAGAGGGACGGUGCCAGAGGACCCCAAAGAGAUCCAGGAAGCGUGUUACUUGCCGGCCAGCCAGUGCAGUUUAUUUGUAAGCACAUACAUGGAGUUGGAGUUGCUUCUGAGCAAAUAAAAAAUAUAAAUAACAAAAAUUAAAUAAAGUGCAAUGGAAAGUGGCCUUGGCCUGGGAGGGUGAGGUAGGGAGGGGGCUAGAGACUGGCCCUCCCCCGUCUAGGAAUGCAGCCAAGUCUGGGAGCCUCCA
This is a messenger RNA of Notechis scutatus (mainland tiger snake), 1335 nucleotides long. The record is from RefSeq and is a predicted model, not a curated record. Lineage: Eukaryota; Metazoa; Chordata; Lepidosauria; Squamata; Elapidae.